GUUCGGGGCAGAGCGUACAGCAAACCAAGAACAAUGCUCAUUCCUCGUUGUCGUUCAAUUGAGUUACGUGCGCAAGCAGGCUAAUUAAGAACCCAGAAAAGCAGAAAAUUAGCUAUGCAGCAGCAGAAAGGAGAAAAGAGAAAAAAUCCGAGGCAUCGGAAUCGUUCGAGGAACAAGUGCAAUCAGGUCAGCAAACAAAAGGACAUAACAGAGGAAGUACCUCCUUCAGUGGUCACAACACAGGAGGCGGAGACUGUGAGCGAUCCAAUCAGGUUGAUACAGGAGCUGUUGCGAAGGAAACUACUUGCCAAGAGGGCAGUUCCAGGCGCAGUUCCUAUUUCCAGGGAACACGAGCCGGCUGGAUCCCACCAAGCGACAGCGAUGCCAUCAAAGCAAGCCAAAGAGUAUGAAAGGAAGCCGAAGACUCCAGCAGCUGCCUCUUCAAGUGCCAAGCAAUCAAAGGAUUUCAGAGGCUAUGAAGUGAACGACAUGCUGAAGAGCUUUGGCAGCAGAUUGCAGAAGGGAGACGGGGAAUCGCCCACGGACGCGAUGUUAAGCAACCUGGGCAAGCUCUUCAGCCAGGCUCCUCUCAGCGAUGUGGAUUCCUCCGACGAUGAGGCCGAGUACAUUGAAUACAUAUACAAGCCGCGGAAAUAUUUCAUGGCCUCACUAUGCAAUCUAUGUGCAGCUGAUCUCUGCGGACUGAGUUCCCUACCUUGUACCCGCUGCGGAUUGAGCUACUACUGCAGUAACAGCCAUAUGAGGGAGGAUCAAGAGCACCGCCAGCUGUGCUAUUCCCUGCGCCAGGCCAUGGACCACAACGGUCACGAGAUGUUCUACAAGUGCGGUGCAUUCAGUGCCGAGCAAUUUCGUUCGUAUCGGAUUGUGUGCAUACGGCAGGUGGAGAAGGAAAUUAAUCGAGCGCUCUCGCCCACGGAACAAGAGGUGUUACUCUUUCCCCUCAUUUGCGGGGACCAGAAGUGCCGGGAGUAUCGCUUUAGGCGUCUUCAACUCUGUGGCGGCUGUGGGGAAUUUGCUUCCUGCAGAGACAAGCCAGACCAUCGGAGUCCGGAGCAUGCCAAGUGGUGCGGGUCCUACAGACUGUUCAAGGCCUUUGUCAUGUUCCAGGCCAAUUUCGGAAGGCUGGAGCCGUCGCUGCCCAACAAGGUCCUCCAGGAGCUGCCCAUGGCCUGCUGCAAUUCUAGAAAAAUUAUGAACAAACUUAGUUUAAAUGUCGUUGAUGAGUGUGAGUAUGCUGCCCUUACGCAGGUCUCCACCGGCCCCCUGACGGCCUGGUUUGCUCUGAAGCUCUGCGAACGCUUGAGAAGCUGUGAGCUGACUCUUCAUCUAAUAGGAGCUGAGAUCGAGUUUGAGGUGGACAUGCUGCAGAAAUGGGAGCUCUUUUUUCUGCACAUAAUGCCAGCUCUGAAAUGCCUAAAUGUGGUAUUCGUGGGACCAGAACUGAACCCCAAUAACAUCUCUUUUGAGCAACUGAAGAAGAUCAAAUGCUGUCGCUUGUGCCGCAAGGCUCAGAGAAAAGUGAACUAUUACUUUGAGAAUAGCCUCUAUCACGACUACUGCCGCGAGCCGCAGUUUCUCCAACCAGAUUUGGUUUGUUUUUACAAUGCGGGUUUGUAUCGGUCGACGGGAUAUGCUUUGGAGGACACCUGGCCUGACACCAUAAAGUCCUCUCUCAAUCUUAAAUGCCCCAUUGUGGUCACCUCCUAUACCAAAUACGAAGCUCCUUUGGACAUGGCAAAGUUCGUCGGUCAAUCGAAUCGUCAUUUGAAUGUUGUGUUGCCUCCUACUACAAAUCCAUUCUCAUCUGAGAAGCCAGAGCGUAAUUUCAUAUCGGACAACGAAGCUCCUUUCAUAUUUAAGAACUUUUACUGUUUUGUUGUCGAGUGAGAUUUACUUCAAUUCGAAAUUAAAUGUAAUUUCCGUUUGAGCCAGUGGGAAUUCAUAUUCACUAUAACCCGUUUGCCCACUCUUUCUUU
Molecule: messenger RNA, 1997 nt
Organism: Drosophila subobscura
Lineage: Eukaryota; Metazoa; Arthropoda; Insecta; Diptera; Drosophilidae
Exons: 7
Coding region: 115-1908 (597 amino acids)
Cellular component (GO): extrinsic component of mitochondrial inner membrane
Source: RefSeq, a predicted model, not a curated record